This is a messenger RNA of Capsicum annuum, 378 nucleotides long. Its product is annotated as BURP domain protein USPL1-like. The transcript has a single exon. The coding region runs from base 1 to 378 and encodes 125 amino acids. Lineage: Eukaryota; Viridiplantae; Streptophyta; Magnoliopsida; Solanales; Solanaceae. The record is from RefSeq and is a predicted model, not a curated record.
AUGAAAUGUGGUCAAGCAGAAUUAAUUAUUGUGGACAGACAAACUGGUACUAUUUCUGAUGCUCCACAAGAGGUUGCCGCUCCUAAUAUGGUGGCAUGUCAUAUGAUGCCUUGUGCUUACAUCGUUUUCUACUGUCAUCACACAGUUGGUGAUAAAAGAAAGGUUUUCAAGGUUUCAUUAAGGAAUGAAGCAAAUGGUGAUAGAGUGGAAUCAAUUUCUGUAUGUCACUUGGAUACCUCUGAUUGGAAUCCAUAUCAUGUAUCUUUUCAAGUGCUUGGUGUAUUACCGGGAAAAUCACCUGUCUGCCACUUCAUCCCAUCAAGUAAUGAUCUAGCGUGGGUUGCAAAAACAAUUGAAACUGGAAAUGCAGCGAUUUGA